This is a messenger RNA of Silurus meridionalis, 984 nucleotides long. RefSeq names its product olfactory receptor 10AG1-like. Gene Ontology annotation, cellular component: membrane. Gene Ontology annotation, biological process: G protein-coupled receptor signaling pathway. The record is from RefSeq and is a predicted model, not a curated record. Gene Ontology annotation, molecular function: olfactory receptor activity; G protein-coupled receptor activity. Bases 1 to 984 code for a protein of 327 amino acids. The transcript has a single exon. Lineage: Eukaryota; Metazoa; Chordata; Actinopteri; Siluriformes; Siluridae.
AUGAGCGCUUUGAACUCCAGUUUAUUACAAAAUGAAUCUUUUUUUCGUCCAAAAUACUUUUUCAUCAGUGGAUUUUCUGAAAUACCUUUUAGUAAAUACUACUUUGUUUUCUUAAUUGUUGUCUACAUGUUCACACUGUGUGGAAAUUCAGUUGUUCUUUUAAUGAUAUUAAUACACAAAAGUCUGCAUAUUCCUAAAUACAUGGGAAUCUUUAAUUUGGCUCUUUCAGAUUUUGGUGAAACAAAUGCACUAAUUCCUAAUCUUGUAAAGACAUUUCUUUUUGAUUCACAGUACAUAGCUUAUGAUGCUUGUUUGGCUAAUAUGUUUUUUACUUUUUUCUUUUCUGGUGGACAGUCUUUAACUCUUGUUGUUCUGGCAUAUGAUCGAUUUAUUGCCAUUUGCUUACCUCUGCGGUACCAUGCUAUUGUAAAUAACUCCUUUAUGUUUGCAAUUUUAACAGCAAUAUGGGUAUUUAAUUUUAGCAUAUUUGGCACAAUGGUGAUUUUGAUUACACGACUUUCGUUCUGUAAAACCAAUGAGGUAAAAAGCUUCUUUUGUGACCAUGGGCCAGUUUACAAAAUUGCUUGUAAUAACACCAGCCUGAAUAUGUUCAUGGCAAGAUUUUGUAUUAUAGUUUACCUUUAUGUACCAUUGACUGCCAUAAUCUUAUCAUACAUUGGCAUUUUUUUGGCCUUAACUAAGAUUACAACGUGGAAGGGUCGUCUUAAAGCGUUCAAGACUUGUGGCUCUCAUCUGCUGGUAGUAGGAAUAAUAUUUCUUCCGGUAUUAAGUACAUACCUUGCUGUUAUAACAUCUUCAAUUCAUCCUAAUGUUAGGAUAAUUAAUACUUCACUAUCAUUCACAAUUCCAUCCAUGUUAAAUCCCAUCAUUUAUGUCUUGAAUACUAAGGAUUUCAGAAAGGUCCUUGUAAAAAUGCUUAAAAAGAAUACUCCAGUUAAUAAAGUGCAUGCUGUAACAAAAUGA